AUGGGGGGGGCUGACAGCGCCAGCCAGGCCAUCCCCAGCCAGCAGCCGGUGAUGGUGCAGUGCCAGGAGUCUCAGCUGGUGGUAACAGUGCACAGGGACCUCUUCGGCACCGGCCGCUUGGUCAACGCAGCCGAUCUGACGCUGGGACCGGCAGCGUGCAAGCAUUCCUCACUGAACCCUGCCCACAACACUGUCACCUUCACCGCCGGCCUCCACGAGUGCGGCAGCAUCGUGCAGAUCACGCCUGACUCCCUCAUCUACCGCACACUCCUCAACUACGACCCCAGCCCUGCCAGCAACCCCGUCAUCAUCCGCAGCAACCCCGCUGUCAUCCCCAUCGAGUGCCACUACCCCAGGAGGGAGAAUGUGAGCAGCAAUGCCAUCCGACCCACCUGGGCUCCCUUCAGCUCCACACUGUCAGCGGAGGAGAGGCUGGUGUUCUCCCUGCGCCUCAUGAAUGAGGACUGGAGUGCCGAGAGACCCUUCACUGGUUUUCAACUGGGUGACGUCCUCAACAUCCAAGCAGAGGUGGCCACGGAAAGCCACGUGCCGCUGCGGUUGUUCGUGGAUAGCUGCGUGGCCGCCCUGAGCCCUGGCACUGAUUCCUCACCCCACUAUGCCAUCAUCGACUUCAAUGGGUGCCUCGUUGAUGGGAGAUCGGAUGACACCAGCUCUGCCUUCAUCACCCCCCGGCCCCGGGAGGACAUGCUGCGCUUCCAGAUCGAUGUCUUCAGGUUCGCGGGGGACGUCAGGAACCUGAUCUACAUCACCUGCCACCUGAAGGUGACCCCAGUGGACCAAGCCCCAGACCCCCUGAACAAGGCUUGUUCCUUCAACAAAGCCAGAAACACGUGA
This is a messenger RNA of Antrostomus carolinensis (chuck-will's-widow), 855 nucleotides long. Its product is annotated as zona pellucida sperm-binding protein 3. The transcript is spliced from 8 exons. Lineage: Eukaryota; Metazoa; Chordata; Aves; Caprimulgiformes; Caprimulgidae. The record is from RefSeq and is a predicted model, not a curated record. Gene Ontology annotation, molecular function: acrosin binding. Gene Ontology annotation, cellular component: extracellular matrix. Gene Ontology annotation, biological process: positive regulation of acrosome reaction; binding of sperm to zona pellucida; egg coat formation. The coding region runs from base 1 to 855 and encodes 284 amino acids.